AACUUUAAUACACUUGCGUCCUGCGUCCUACUAAACUCGAACAGUCGGAGUGAAGCUAUCAUGGUUGUCAUUUUUUUUCCUGAUCCAAAGCGAGUUUUCUUCGUAUUCACAAAACAAUCUCUUACGCAUAUAAAUUCGAAGGAUGGCGGAGGAUUUUUCAGUAAAUUAACAUAUCUAUCACUGUAAUUCCUUUUUGUCUUCUCGUUAUGAAUACGAUCCAAAGUUGAUCACACGCUUCUGAUCGAAGGUGGGAGUGCGACUUCGUAAGGGGAAUUAGUUAUUAGUGGAAGGGACUAAGGGGAGAGAGAGUGUGAGAGAGCAGGGGUUAUGGUGGUAGAAACUCUGAUAAAAUUGGCGAAGCUUCCUUUUUCAUUUGACAAAUACAUGCACAGAAAAGGAGAGAUGCAGAAGAGUUAGUGUAGUGCUGAAGGGAUAAUCGGCUAAAUUUUGGGACCUUAAAUCUGGCAACCUUUGGAGGAUUGAGAGCAAGGUCCUCCCUCAAGCAAGCCCUAACGGAAGACGACGAGGAGGAGUGCAGGCCUUGGCGCCGAAGGCUAUCAAUGGCGGUCACUUGGGCCUCCGUCUUCAGGAUCGCCCUUCUCCUCCUCCUCUUGGCUGCCAUUAUCACCGCUUGCUUUACUCUUCGUAUUGAGAAGAUCUUGAAGGAUUUUUUAUUUUGGAUCGAGCACAAUCUAGGGCCUUGGGGUCCACUUGUUUUGGCUGUUGCUUACAUUCCUCUGACAGUAUUGGCAGUUCCAGCUUCAGUUCUAACUCUUGGAGGUGGUUAUCUUUUUGGGUUGCCCAUUGGCUUUAUUGCUGAUUCCAUUGGUGCUACCAUAGGUGCAACAGCUGCUUUCCUUCUUGGUAGAACAAUUGGGAGGUCAUAUGUUAUUUCUAAAUUGAAGGAUUAUCCACAAUUUCAAGCAGUUGCUAUUGCAAUUCAGAGAUCUGGAUUUAAGAUUGUUUUGCUGCUUCGGCUUGUUCCUUUGCUUCCAUUUAACAUGCUGAAUUACCUCCUGUCUGUCACUCCUGUUAGCAUAUGGGAGUACAUGUUAGCUUCCUGGUUGGGAAUGAUGCCGAUUACUCUUGCCCUAGUAUAUGUUGGAACAACUCUCAAGGAUCUUUCUGAUGUAACACAUGGAUGGGAUGAGGUUUCAACAACUCAUUGGGUUGUUAUUGCAUUGGGUCUUGUGAUAUCUGUGGUUCUGAUGGUGGCUGUAACAAAAGUUGCGAAGGCAUCUUUAGACAAAGCACUUGCUGAAAACUUAGAGAUAGAGGGUGUUUUAGCCUCGCCACAGUUGCCCAUUGUAGCUGAUCCACCAAUGGAUCUUCACCAACCUCUCAUAGUCAAGAUAGACGUGUCUGCAGACAAUCAUGAAAAGUGAAGCCUCUAUCCUUUGUACAUUCUUUCCUUAGUUCUUUAUAUGAAUUUGUUUAGAUCUAAAUCAUAAUUGUAAAAGAAAGAAAAAAGUCAUGCUUUCCUUUCAUCCUAAGCUACAGUUCUCAUGCUUGCCAUUCCUGAACUAUGGGGUUCCAUAUUUUUUACAUUUGUAAUUUUAGAAAGAAAUGAGCUGUUCUACAAGUGAAAAUGGUACUUUAAAAUGUAAAUUAUCUUGUUCAACUGCUAUGUAGGAAAUAUAAACCACCCCAUUAUUCAAGUAA
Molecule: messenger RNA, 1662 nt
Organism: Nelumbo nucifera (sacred lotus)
Lineage: Eukaryota; Viridiplantae; Streptophyta; Magnoliopsida; Proteales; Nelumbonaceae
Cellular component (GO): membrane
Source: RefSeq, a predicted model, not a curated record